AUGACAGGCGCCAUGACAGAGACCUCUGCAGGUGCAAAUGAACCCCAUCCAUCUACCAAACCAGAAGAUCUCACAGAGGCCGAGCAAAAAAAGCUCAAGUCCGAACUCGCUAAAUUGGAAGCUGAAAUUGUAACCCUACGCCAUGCGCUGGCAGACAAAGAAAGACACUGCGUUGAGCUCAAGAGGAAGCUGGGCCUCACAGCCUUGGUGGGGCUGAAGCAGAAUCUGUCUAAGAGCUGGCACGAGGUUCAGGUCUCCAACGCCUACAUGAAACAAAAGACGUCAGCUGCACUGUCCACCAUGGGCUCGGCCCUCUGCAAGAAGCUUGGAGACAUGAAGAAGUCAUCCACAUUCAGAUCCUUUGAAGGUCUGGUGGGGACAAUCAAGUCCAGAGUUGCAGGUGGCAGAGAGCUUGA
Pipistrellus nathusii (Nathusius's pipistrelle) is the source of this 416-nucleotide messenger RNA. The record is from the annotation of a GenBank genome assembly. Lineage: Eukaryota; Metazoa; Chordata; Mammalia; Chiroptera; Vespertilionidae.